AACGUUUCCUUCAUUUGUGAGUAGUUUUACUUGUGUAACGUUAACAAUUUAGCAAGCUAGCUAACGUUACUUGGCUAGCUUGCUAACGUUAGCUAGCUAGAAACAUGAACUGUUGCUAGCUAACUCAAUGGUAAAUGCGGUUAAGUUGGAUAGUAAACUAUCUGAUUGUGUCCUUGCUAGACGAGUUAUUUAGCUAACUAACUAGCUAACGUUAGAUUUGUUAGCUUGAUAUCGAUGUUUUAUUCGUUUUGGAAAUCAAUAUAGGCCCGAUGUAGUGGUAAAUAACUAAUAGGUGGUCAACUCUGAUUUGUCGGCCGCGGUGAAAGUAACACUUGCUGUACUUUUAAUGCAUUUUUCCGCAAAAGGUGUGUAAACUGUAGCGCAAAUUAAAAAGGUGGUGUCCACUGUCCAGUGCAUCAGGGGGAGUUUUAAUUGCUGGUGCAACCUAUAUAGUGGUCUGAUGCAUUGCCGAAACGUCCAGACUGGAACCAAACAAUGGACAGAGUAAGCUGCCCUGCACAGGUGUCACACCAGUCCUUGAUGGCAGCUGCAGUGUCUGUGGGUUUUCCUUUCUCCAUUGCACUUGACUGAUCAGCAAAUGUUAUUGAUUUGAGGCCAACGUACACCAGUGAUGUACUAUAUUAGUUAAUGUGCAACAUCCUGAACUUUACAGAUAGAAAUGGAAUGAAUAGGUUCUAGACGAUUCCCAUUUCUAGAUGACAGAAAAGUUUUAUGCAGAAUACAUUUUGUCUAUCUGAGCAUACGGUAAUGUUGCAUCUGAACAGGGCCCUGUUCUAAAUUAGACACUGACUAAAAGGGAAAAAGGAAUACCUGAAUCGUGUUCAUUAGCGCAUACUGUAGAAAAACAUUUUAAAAUAGGAAACACAAACAAGCUUAUUAAACAACAUUUCACUCCGUUUCGGGUCACUGUCUUCCAUUGCGUGCCUACUGAACAUGACCCAGCAGACACUGCGGCAGCCCUCCAGGUAUUGAGCCCAGCUGUACAGGCAUAAGCCCUGCAGGGUUUUAGUAUGGCUUCAGAGAAGAUGGAUGAUUGCAGUGGGACACUGGGGCUGAAUGUUUACGUCAAAGAGGAGGAGGAAGAGGUGCAGGUGGAGGAUUUCACAAUGAAGGACAAGGAGGCAUUCACAGUGAAGGAGGAGGAGGAAGCUUUCACAGUGAAGGAAGAGGUGUUGACUUUCACAUUUAAAAAAGAAGAGGAAGAGGUUUCAACAGUGAAAGAAGAGGACGAGGUUAUCCAAGUGAAAAUUGAGGAGGGUGGAGCAGAGAGGCCUAGCCCCAGCACCGAGACUAAAUGGGGCUCGAAGAGUGGAAAAAGUUUGAUACAGGAACUGGACUGGCGAGCUCCUGUGGAGAAACCUCACUGCUGUUCCCAGUGUGGCAAAACAUUCUCAGAGUCCGGAAACCUGAAGCAGCACAUGCGGACGCACAGCGGAGAGAGACCUUACCACUGCUCCAAAUGUGGGAAACGCUUCAUACAAUUGGGACACUUCAACAGCCACCAGCGCACGCACACGCAGGAGAAACCGUUCAGUUGCGGUGAGUGCGGGAAGAGUUUCUCUCAGAGAAUCAAUUUGAAGAAACACCAGCUCACACACUCCGGUGAGAGGCCUUUCCUGUGCUCUGACUGUGGGAAAAGUUUCUCUUCAUCUACCAACCUAAAAAGACACCAGAGCACGCACAGCAAUGAAAAGCCUUUCCAGUGCACCAACUGUGAGAAAAGUUUCACUCAUAUACACCACUUGACACGUCAUCAGACUGUACACACGGGGGAGAAACCUUACACUUGCUCUGACUGUGGGAGGAGUUUCUCCCUCCAGGGGACUUUAAAGAAACACCAGCGCACACACACCGGGGAGAAACCGUACCAGUGCUUGCUCUGUGGGAAGAAUUUCUCGCUUUCGGUGGCACUGAAGAGACACCAGCUCAUGCACACUGGAGAGAAACCAUACCAAUGCUCUCAAUGCGGGAAGAGUUUCACCCAAAAGGGACAAUUAACUCAACACCAGGGCACACAUGAACUAGAAAAGCCUUACCCCUGCUCCCAGUGUGGGAAAAGUUACUCCUCAGCCCCCUCGUUAAAAGCACAUCAGAGGACUCACAAAGAGUCAACGUCACUCGCAAUGACAGCACAUUUCAGAAAGUAAAUUAUUGAACUGGUUGUCUCUGAUUGGGAUUGAUAGCCUACAUUUGAAAAUAUAGAUUGUGCCUUAAUUGCUUUGUCAUGUUCAAACAAAACUCUUAAUCCCAAUUUAAUUUUCUCUCUGAAAUGUUCACUUGCACACUCCUUACAGAUUUAAAAGGAAUGGACUGGUUUGCAUUCAGUACCAGAGAACGGUGAGCAACCUUGAAUUCAAUGGAAACGGCACUUAAAAACUUUAAGCCAAUUGCAACCAUCGAUGGCCACCAGAUUAUCGCCAGCUGAUCUUUAGUUAAACCAGUAAUUGGCGCAAAAAUCACCUACACGGCUGAUCUCAAUUGCAACCAUUAUUGGACACCAUUACCUCUCCCUAAAGUGGAUGUUGGACUUUACUCUUAGUUCUGAUUUUAAGACUAUUUUGCCCUCUGUUGGGUAUUAUCAUCAGAACAAUUGAAUCCUGUUUUGUUUUUUUUGCAGAUUCAAGGUGAUUUUAAUCAAUUUGACAAUCAUUCCAUACAACUCAAGUAAAGUAUUUAAUUUCCUUGUUUUCCACAGCCAAUCUUCUAUGGCAGUGUAGCUUACCCUACACAUUUUAUGAUUGGGAAAAUCAUGGUGUAGGAUACAUUUAUUUCCAAUUUAUGUAAUCCAUUAAUGAUUUAACUUGUCUAAAUAAAAUAUGGCAUUUUUUUCCAUCGAGAGGUGAAGAACAUUUUCCUGAACUGUAGGAUACACAUUUGAAACAGUAUUGUAGGCAAUUUUUUUAUAAAAUGAUCUUGUAUUCUAUUUGGAAGUCAUUAUCUUAAUUUAAUUAAAAUGCUUCAUUUUUUUAUUUUGAUAUUUAAAUUGUCUAUCACGUGUUGCCACAAUCCAUAUCGCAGCAUAGCCUAGUGGUUAGAGCUUUGUACUAGUAACCGAAAGGUUGCAAGAUCGAAUCCCUGAGCUGACAAGGUACAAAUCUGUCGUGCUGCCCCUGAACAAGGCAGUUAACACACUGUUCCUAGGCAGUCAUUGAAAAUAAGAACGUGUUCUUAACUGACUUACCUAGUAAAAUAAAAAAAUAUAGUAAUAUUACUUCAUUGGGAUGGAAGUAGGGAACGCAGACGGACCAUUUUCGUUGUCUAUUAUCAUGCGGGCUUGACACUAACAACAUAUCAGUUGGUCUGUUAGUUUAUUUGGGUGUUAUUUUAGCUCAGAGCUCCGUGUAAUCUCCCAUAAGUAUUGUUUUAAGGAAACCAGCGUUAACACAGUGAUGAGUGCGUAGUUUGUUGCUUGUUUGUUGCAAUGAACGCGUGUGACUAUGGUGGCCCAGAGAGCAGAUCCCAUAUGGUUUGCUGCAUGAUUUUCCGAUGAUCCCACCAAUAUUGAUCAGGCAACACUUAACCACACCCACCAAACGGGAGUAAACAUACCUCAAAGGCUGUUGAAGAUGGGUGUGCCCUGUUUUGGGGUAACGUGUCGUUCAAUAGAAACCAUCACACAACUUAGCAAACAUUGAAGCGAACUGAAUGCACCCUUGGUGUUGUGCUGUGUUUGUAACCAAGUGAGAGGUGGGAAUUUCCCACUUUUGCAGUCGUAAAUACCAGUUGGAUGCAUUCGCAUGCUUUGAACUCGUUGAGAAACAUUGAUUGGCUAAUGUCCAACAAGCUGGGUGAACCAUAAACUAACAGUACAGCUAUCAUGCUUGUUAACAAAUUAGUGUUCAAAAACCAUAUUAGUAGGUAUUUUUUAUAAAUAAUGUGUUGUUGCAUUGAAAGGUCCAAUGCAGACGUUUUUAUCUAAAUAUUACAUUUCUGGUUAGCAAUUAAGUACCCUACUGUCUAUAAACAAAAAUAACUUCUUAGCAAAGAGCAAUUUCUCAAGCAAUGAAUGUUGCUAAGACUGUCUAGGUGGGGAAAAAUAGCUGUUAUUGGUAGAGGUUUGGAACUCUCUUUCUUAUUGGUCUAUUAACUAAUUUUACCACCUGUUGAUGUCACCAGGCAGGCCAAAACAUCCCACCAAAGCAGGCAGAUAUUUUAGGCUGUCUUCAAACAGCUCUUGUGCUAAAAUGGCAUUAAUCACAAUUUCACAGUAUUAUUCCAACCUCAUAGUGUAGAAAAAAUAUAAAACACAGGAAAAUCACGUUUUGCACUGCCCAUGCUGUCAGUCAAGAACAAAUUCUUAUUUAGGGCCUACACUGGCAAAACCCGGACGACGCUGGGCCAAUUGUGCACCGCCCUAUGGGACUCCCAAUCACAGCCAGUUGUGAUACAACCUGGUUUCGAUCCAGGGUGUCUGUGGUGACGCCUCUAGCACUGAGAUGCAGUGCCUUUGACCGCUGCGCCACCCAGUUGCUACAAUAGCACAGAUAUAUCCAUGAUUUUCCCCAGUGGUAUGUGGUUACAAAUGCACAUAGGGAAUGUGUUGGGAACUCCCUCAAGCCAGUGCAUACACCAAUCCAAUGGCACUAAAUCUUUGAGGGGGGAGUGAACAAGUGCACAACUUGGGGGAGAAACUAAAUUGGGUGUGCACACUUUCACUAAUCCCACUUUUCUAAUAUUGGACUGCACUAAGUAAGCAGACUGAAGUUCAAUGCUCACUGCAUGUAAUUGCUUAUUGAUGAUGCUAUACUGUAUUUUAUUCAUAUGAUCUUACUAAUGUGGUUGUAUAUAUUAUUUUUCCAGCCGUGUAAAACCAAGCAAAUUCCUGUCAACAUUGUUAUUGUAAAAUGUAAUCACCUCAACAGAUGGAUCAGAACUGCAAGCAACUUUGUCCAAGAUACAAGUUAGGCAUUAUCGCACAAAUUAAUAAAUAUAUCAAUGUAAUCAGCACA
This is a messenger RNA of Oncorhynchus masou masou (cherry salmon), 4970 nucleotides long. RefSeq names its product zinc finger protein 436-like. Gene Ontology annotation, molecular function: RNA polymerase II cis-regulatory region sequence-specific DNA binding; DNA-binding transcription factor activity, RNA polymerase II-specific. Gene Ontology annotation, biological process: regulation of DNA-templated transcription. NCBI's taxonomy places the organism in Eukaryota, Metazoa, Chordata, Actinopteri, Salmoniformes, Salmonidae. The transcript has 3 exons. The record is from RefSeq and is a predicted model, not a curated record. Bases 1032 to 2168 code for a protein of 378 amino acids.